CCCGCCUCGGUACUUUCUCCAGCCGCGCCGGAUUCGGAAGUGACGCAGUCCCGUCAAACCACGCGCCCCUUCCCGCGGGGAGUGUUUCCGCCAUUUUUGAAAAUCAGGAAAAGCCGGUGGAGGUGUCUGUCGCUGCCGUCAUGGCCACCUUCGCUGUGGAGCCUCAGCAGCCUCCCACAGGAGCUGAACCAAUGAUGUUGGGUUCACCUACUUCUCCAAAGCCAGGAGUGAAUGCACAAUUCUUACCUGGCUUUUUAAUGGGAGAUUUGCCAGCUCCAGUGACUCCACAACCUCGAUCCUUCAGUGGCACUUGUGGGGGGGUUAUGGAAAUGAGAUCUCCUUUACUUGCAGGUGGAUCUCCCCCUCAACCAGUUGUACCAUCUCAUAAAGAUAAAAGUGGUGCUCCACCAGUUAGAAGUAUCUAUGAUGAAAUUUCCAGCCCAGGACUUGGAUCAACACCUUUAACUUCAAGAAGACAGCCCAACAUUUCAGUGAUGCAGAGUCCCUUGGUUGGAGUUAUGCCAGCUUCUCCAGGAACAGGUUCAAACAUGUUCAGUCCAGCAAAUAUUGGUCAGCCACGAAAGACAACUUUGUCUCCUGCUCAGUUGGAUCCCUUUUAUACUCAGGGAGAUUCCCUAACUUCAGAAGAUCACCUUGAUGAUACUUGGGUAACUGUAUUUGGGUUUCCUCAAGCAUCUGCUUCUUAUAUACUCCUACAGUUUGCACAGUAUGGAAACAUAUUAAAGCAUGUGAUGUCUAACACAGGGAAUUGGAUGCAUAUUCGUUAUCAGUCCAAACUUCAGGCCCGGAAAGCCUUAAGUAAAGAUGGAAGGAUUUUUGGAGAGUCCAUCAUGAUUGGAGUAAAGCCUUGUAUAGAUAAAAGUGUAAUGGAAAGCUGUGAUAGAAGCACCAUAUCUUCUCCAGGAUCAGCCUUCACACCACCAAUCAAAACCUUAGGCACACCUGUACAGCCUUCAAGUACUCCUAGAAUUUCUACCAUGAGACCUCUUGCUACAGCUUAUAAAGCUUCAACUAGUGACUAUCAGGUUGUUUCUGACAGACAAACUCCAAGAAAAGAUGAAAGUCUUGUAUCUAAAGCAAUGGAAUAUAUGUUUGGUUGGUAGUAUUACAGAAAAGAAUCCCUUGAAGAUAUUACACUAAAACCUGAUUGGAGAUAGGAAUGUUCUGCCAGUUUCCUUUUGGUUAGUUGUAUAACCACUUUUGGCAGGAUUUGGACUCUAAAUCAUCAUCUUCAUUUUUAAUACCUUUUCUUUUUCUUUAGGAGUACGGCAGUUUAUAGCUUGCACUUUAAAUGAUGGAUGUGACAUGCUUUUAAGAAACUUCAAACAUUUGUAAAUAGAAAGGUUACAAUGCUUGAAUGUGAUAGGUGCAUGCUUGGUCACAAAAAAGGCAUUGUUUACUGUAAAUUAUAUAAGUUUGUGGUGAUGUUUUUAAAUGGUUUUCUCUGAAAGCAGUAGACGUCUAGAACUGCCAGGACACAUGGAUUAUAAAUGAACAGUUUGAAUUAUGGUUUCUUAAUUUGGAUACUAUUUAAUACUUUUAUCAUUGCCUGCAUAUGCCCUGUCAUGAAUCAUCAUUUAGUGUGUUUCAGACAAGAAGCAGUCCUUUUUUAACCCUGUAUUCCUGUUUCCUAAUAAUAAACUUUACGAAUUAUGUAGGUUGAAUCUUUCUCUGUAUGUGUUAAUUGCACAUAAGUAGUAUUAAGUAAUCAUAGCCUUAGAAAAGAACUAGUCCACCUUCAACUCUUCAUUUUGUAGAUGAGGAAGCUGGGGCCCCAAAAGUUUGUGAUUUACUUUGGAUCACCCAAGUUAAAUAAAUAGCUGAAUUAGAUUUUGAUAAAAUUCGAUUUUCCUUUUUGCUGUGCUGUUUCCUCUACUACUAUUCUUUAAGGAACCUUCCCUGAUACCUUUUAUUAUUUUUUUACAGGUACAAUUGUUUCUUAAAGAAAAGUGUUAAUGACAACAUAGCAUAAUGGGAAAAGCCCCAGAUUUCUUUCAAAAGAUCCAGGUUCUAACCAAGAGAAUAUAUGUGGAUUCAACAUAUUUAUCCAGAAUUACAAUUUCCUUUAUAAAAUAUUUAUACAUUAUCUUUAAUCAGAAGCUGUAUCUAGGAAUAAGAUUUUUGGUAAUUUGUUAAUACACCAAUGGACUAUUUUAACUAAUUGAAAUUAUUGCUUGUAUUGUGUCUUGUGUAAACUUUUGCCUUUGCUUCAGCAUAAAGGAAAGAAAGAAAAAGAGAACAAAACUUAUGUGAUAACUCACCAAAAUGGGGUUGUCUAAAAUCCUUCUCACCUGUUUUUUUAUUAUAAUUACCAGGAGAAUCUUUAAGAGUAGAGAAAGAAAUAAUGUGAUUUAUAUCUCUUUUACUGGUUUGAAUAUGUCUUUCUGAGUCUCAAGCCAGCACCCUUCUACAAUGCUGUGACAUUAUAAGAAAAGUUAAUCCUGUUAAGUGUUUAUUGGAUUCUGACUAUAGCUUCAGUGUUCACAUACAGCUACUGUUUCAGUUAUCUAGAGCACUGUAGAUAAAUACAGAGAACAAUUUAGUAUCAAGAAUUUCCCAGUGUUAGUUCCUUGACCAGUUGAUUGAUUCCUGAUUGUCAAGAACUAUCUAGGUGUUUGACAAGUACAGGUAAACUAUGAGAAGGUAAAAUCAUUGAGAGGAGAUUGUUAUAGAAAACAUUUAAGAGAUGUGAAUUAAUUUAUUGUUCUUUUGCAUUAUUUAAAUACUAAUUUGAUCUAUUGUUUGAUGAUAUUACAUUAGAUCUUAUGAAUACAUACUAUAAUAACAUGUUCUAUAAUUCUAAACAAUCAGGAAUCGGUUGGGGAAACUGGGCAGCUCCUACUGAAUUGCUCCUCGCAUGAUGAAGGAAAUUGAUUUUUUUUCAAGAUAUGUUUUUUAAUUUAUCUGAUAGUAAUAGAUAUCAGAUUUAGUUAAUCCUAAAUUGUAAAGGAGCAAGUAUAAAAAUUAAUAAACUAGAAGAAAGGAUAUAAUAAAAAUUUGACAUGCCAAUAAACAAUGCCAGUGUAGCUUAUAUGGACAAGUUAUUAUUGCUGAAAUAUGAGAAAAAAGAUGGAAGAGAGGAGAGUGACAGCAGUGAUUUCAGUUUUAUUCAGAAGUGUAAUCAGUUAAUCAUUUGCUACAGCAAGAACCUAAAAUACAAGUUGGCCAGAAAACAUGGCAGCUUAGGACAAUAUCGGAUUAAAUUUUAAACUUCUUUGUAUUAUUUUGUGAAUAAUAGCAGCUCAAUAUAAUAAGUAAUGUCCCCCAAAAUAAUGGAAAGCAUGGAGGGAGGAACAAGCAUGAAGCCUCUAUUUGAGCCCCAUUUAAUCAUAGUAAUUCCAAAUAUUGCUUAGGAUAAAAUGGAAGGAGGGUAACAGACAUGUAAAAUGAGAAAAAAAAAAAGUUACAGUAUUCUUUUGAGAAUGGGAUUAAGAAGCACUUCUCUUUCUCUUUCUGUUAAUUUAUUGGUAAAUUUAAUAAGAGUAAGUUUUACUCUUUCUUAAUUGAUACAGGGUAACAGUUUCCAAAGUGCACAAGAUAAUCCAUUUGAGUAUGGGAAGAAAGUAUAUCUUUUAAAAAAUUUUUCCUACAAAAAAUAAGAUGUUAAAUUUUAAUAGUUAUUACUAAUUUGCACUACUAUCUUCAUGUGUCAUGAGAUGUAGGAAGGAAAGGAAGAAGUUGAAGUUCUAUAACAUAAAAACAAGGAUAGUGCCAUCUUUAGUCAUUUGCUUAUUUUAGUGCAGUUUACGUGAGUAAUAAGGUUAAGUGAAUUUCCUGAUUACAUUAUCUAUUUUUUAACUAUCACAAAAUAUAUGCAUGGCUUAAAGAUAAUCCUGAAAAGAAAUUACAGAUUGAAGUUGUUAAUAAAGCAAGAACUGACACUUAUUUAUACUUUUAAUAUUAGCUUUUUAUUAACACUGCAUUGAGGCAAAAGUGAUGAUCUAAUCAUAAUUGAUAAGAUCAGACCAACAUUGGAAAUUAUCACAAUUUGAAAUAUGGAUUUAAACUCAUUAUUAAUUAUGACUCACCCUAAGUAUAGUUUGUUUCUUGAAAUGUUGGCUAGUGAUGAUAUAAAAUCGUCAUGAUUUAGUGAGAUUAAAAACUAAGCCCUUUUUGGCAAAAUGGUGUAAAUGUGCUACCUCUAAAAACUCUACAAAUUAAAAACUUAUCUGCUUAAAAAUGUUCCAAAUGGAGUAUCAGUGAAUUUGAAACCAUUUGUUACUGUUAGUUUGCAAGUACAAUUUAUUGACAUCCUGGAAGAUUGGAGUUUAGGAUUGAAAAAGACCAUUGUUUCAAGUAAAUACAUUCAAUGAUAAUGAUCUUCCAUUUUGAUGUAUAAAUGUUUGUGAAAUAUUAAAUUGUGACAGUCAUUAAAACUAGAAAGUGAAAUAAACAACUUGGAACCAG
Molecule: messenger RNA, 4428 nt
Organism: Sarcophilus harrisii (Tasmanian devil)
Lineage: Eukaryota; Metazoa; Chordata; Mammalia; Dasyuromorphia; Dasyuridae
Gene: NUP35
Product: nucleoporin 35
Exons: 9
Coding region: 141-1124 (327 amino acids)
Biological process (GO): regulation of DNA-templated transcription; nuclear pore organization; NLS-bearing protein import into nucleus
Cellular component (GO): nuclear pore nuclear basket; nuclear membrane; nuclear pore central transport channel
Molecular function (GO): single-stranded DNA binding; structural constituent of nuclear pore; phospholipid binding
Source: RefSeq, a predicted model, not a curated record